This is a messenger RNA of Dreissena polymorpha, 8708 nucleotides long. Its product is annotated as arf-GAP with coiled-coil, ANK repeat and PH domain-containing protein 2-like. Gene Ontology annotation, cellular component: cytoplasm. Gene Ontology annotation, molecular function: GTPase activator activity; protein binding. NCBI's taxonomy places the organism in Eukaryota, Metazoa, Mollusca, Bivalvia, Myida, Dreissenidae. The record is from RefSeq and is a predicted model, not a curated record. The coding region runs from base 128 to 2629 and encodes 833 amino acids. The transcript has 27 exons.
GAUGGAGGAGGAUCACUUCCGUUAUUACUAAUUUUGUAAAAUUCUUGAAAUAUUUAUUUAAUUACGAAUUUCCUGCGUAUCGUAUUCUAAAAAUGAGAACACAUUAAAUGCUGUUUAUUAAGCUAAGAUGAAGUGUAACCUUGAUUUUCAAGAGUGCCUGAAGGACUCGCCAAAGUUCAGGUUAACUCUUGAAAAUGCAGAAAAUGAUAUUGAGCAACUGGAAGCCAAAUUGGAAAGAGUUGUUCGUUUGUGCAAUACCAUGUUAGAUGCUGGGAAAUCAUUUAACAAUGCUGGAUCAGGUUUUCUCAAUGGAGUGAAGGACUUAGCAACUUUUUUCUACGAUGACCCCAUGAUUACGGAUGACAGAAAAGUUGGAAGCUACCUGAGUCAUUUUUGCCAGACAAUGUCAGAAGUUCUGAAGUUUUUCAAUGUAUUAAUGGACCAGGGCCAGAGGUCUGUGUGCAAGAAUCUCAACACUUUUAUUAAGACUGAGAUUAAGAAAGUGAAGGAGACGAGGAAGCACUUUGAGAAGAUCAGUGAUGACAUGGACAACGCCUGCAACAGGAGCUCCCAGUCACCUCGCAGUAAACCACAAGAAUGCGAGGAUGCUCACAAUCUGAUGAUGGCCAACAAGUCUUGCUUCGCUCACACUGCUCUGGAUUAUGUCUACCAGGUUAAUAUACUCCAGUCCAAAAAGCGGUUUGAUGUUUUAGAAACUAUGCUGUCGUUCAUGCAAGCGCAGGCAACGUUUUUCCAUCAAGGUCAUGAGCUUUUUCAUGACUGUGGGGACUACAUGUCCAGCACCAAAGACCAGGUCCGUGACUUGCAUGCUAAGGCCAGGGUGGAAUGGAAAGAAAUGGAGGAAAGACAUCAUUUAGUUCAAAACAAGGUGGUAGGUUUCACAAUCCAGCCUGAUGAUGCAGAUGGGGCGCAAAUGCAAGGCUACCUAUUCAAGAAAACCAAGCACGCCUUCAAGGCAUGGGUCAGAGGUGACUAUCAAAGGCGCUGGUUCACAGUGGAGGACAACCAGCUCCGCUACCAGAAGCGCUCCAAGGACAAGGAGGUCACAGUGAUGGAGGAGGACCUGAGAUUGUGCACCGUGAAACCUGCCUAUGACAUAGAUAGAAGGUUCUGCUUCGAGGUCCUAUCACCAACCAGGAGCCACAUGUUACAAGCUCACACGGAGGAGGAGUUCCAGGCGUGGGUCAGUGCAAUACAGUCCGGGGUCACAAGGGCGUUCAGAGAGGCUGAGAGAAAGCAGAUGGAGAAAGAGGAUGAUGACAGCAGCAGUAGGAGCACGACCCGAACCAACUCAUCAACAGAGCUGGCCACUGUCUCCACAGAGAGCCCUGCCCCUGCACCACCCAAGAAGAGCAAAGGACAGCUUCAGCGAGAGCAGCUUUACAAGAUACCUGGCAACUCCAAAUGCUGUGACUGUGGAGCCCCAGACCCAGCCUGGACCAGCAUCAACCUGGGCAUCACCCUGUGUAUAGAGUGCUCUGGGAUACACAGGGGUUUUGGGGUCCAUGUGUCAAAGGUGCGAUCAAUCACGCUGGAUACCUGGGAACCAGAGCUGUUCAAGGUUAUGUCUGAGCUGGGAAAUGAUGUCGUCAACCGGAUAUAUCUAGUCAAAGUAGACCAGUCCUUUACAUGUCCAACACCUGAGAGCAAUAGAAAUAUAAAAGAAACAUGGAUCAAGGCAAAGUAUGUCCAGAGACUGUUUGUGUCAAAGCUGCAAUCCCUGAAGUCACCAAAUCAGGACACCCAAAUCAAAGGUUGGCGGGUCAAGAGAAAAACCCGCCGGUCGACAUCGAAAGAACCAGACAGGGGAAAUUCUGGCGAGAAUUCUUCGCCGGAUUCGGACGUAACUAGUGGUCUGUUGGAGGCUGUUCUGUCAGCAGGCCGGGACACAGACUCUGGUGUGGUACCCAGCACGUCAGAGGACAGCAUGGUCACCAUGGAGAUCCCACCUGCAGCCUCCCAGACUGACCUGCCCGAGGUCCUGGAGUUUGGAACCGAUGUAGAGCUGCCAGACUUUGAGCUGGAUGUCUCAUCUGAGUCGUCUGGCACAGAGGAGGACGCUCGGUCCACAUCUAGCUGGGAGGACAUGUCGUCUCUUGAUCCAAACAUGCUACUGUACAAGGCUGCGCAGGCUCGCAACGUUGCUGUCAUGCUAGAGGCCCUGGCUAAUGGGGCGGACACCAACUGGGUAAACACUCGCGAGGAUGAUAAGACGCCCAUCAUGAAGACAGUGGAAACGGGUUCCUUGUCAGCCUGUGAAUUCCUGUUACUGAAUGGUGCAAAAUUGGACCGGCGUGAUAAACAAGGGCGAACACCCUUGCUAUUGGCUACCAUGCUGGGAAACACUGGUCAAGUGUGUCAGUUCUUGAAAAGAGGCUCUGAUAUAAAAGCUAAAGAUAACGAAGGACAGGAUGCACUGUCCAUAGCUGUUUCUGCUGCAAAUGCUGACAUUGUUACACUGCUGCGUCUGGCCAAACUCAACGAGGAGAUGAGAGAAUCUGACGACUAUCUUGGUUCUAAUCCAGGUGACGAGACAUUCAAUGACGUGUUUAGAGACUUCACCAAUAUGGCGUCCAACAAUCCAGAGAAACUGAAACGAAACAAAUAGCACACCGGUGGAGGAUAAAAGUAGUGAAGACAUAGAGUGCCAUCCUGUAGCUUUCAUGUGGCCUUUAUAUUCUUAGUGGUGUCUUGAUGACGCAUGCAGAAAGAAAAAUGUUUGCAACCAGUCUGUGAAAGAAAGUCUUUGCAAGAUUCCAUCAUACUGUUUACUGAAAUAUUACUAUUUAGUUGGACAUAAAUUGAGUGAAUUCCUCUCUUUUUUCACAUAUCCAGAAAUCCACAAAUUAAUGCAUCAUAGAGGAGUAAUUUGUUGGGGAAAAAACAGGAAUUUCAUGUCAAUAAAUAUAAAUGAUUUUACAGUAUUUAAAAAAAAAAGUCAUCUAAUCUGAUAUUAAAGUAACAUUCCCGUGGAACAUAAAAGAAACUGAUGAUUGUGUUCAACUUGUCUGCCUUGUAUGGUCAAGAAGUUAAUAAGUUAAGUUUAUGAUGGCACAAAAAGAGAUGGAUCUUCUAGAAAAUGUUGAUGUUGAAAGUUCUAAGUUGUUCUAAGUUGUUCUAAGUUGUUCUAAGUUGUUUCAAGCUUUUGGAAAAAUGCUGGUGAAAGUGAAAAAAUGUUUCAAGCUUCUAGACAAAAACUUUGGUGAUGAAAGUUCUAAAAUGUUCAAGGCGUCUAGAAAGGACUGUGUUGUCUUAAAAAUAAAGUUCAAAACACUUGAUCGCCUUCAUUGGGAAAAUUGUUGGAGAAAGAGAACACCUUACAAUGUUUGCUUGGUAUAAUACCAGUAUCGAAAGAGUUUUCUCUCUUAAUCAAGCCAACAUAAUGUUGCAAAGUUAAAGUACCCCAUAACAUGCUCCUAGCCUACAACGCUUUAGAAAUGUGAUUGCGGUACAAAAACACCCAACACAAUUUGCUUUUUGUAUAUCCAACUGCUUGUCCCUUGAAAAUGUUGUAUGAAUUUGCAUGCAUCCCAUUCUGUAGUGAAGUAAAUAUCUUAUGAGAUCCUAAGGAUGACUAUACUGUAGGUUGUCUAGGAAAUUCUUAGCUUGUAUUGUUUCUAUGUAAAAUGUAUUAUUUGUUUGUAUAACCAUUGACAAUUGUGAUGUAACCGUUUCAUUUCUGGAAAUCAGUGAUAUAGAUCAAAAAGUUCUGUAAAUAUUUCCUACUAGUACUUACCUGUGACACUUGCCUUAAUGUUCCAUGAAUGUAUCAUGUGAGGGCCUCAAAGAGCAAUUCUUGAAGAAUUUCUAUGGAUAUGGCCCCAGAAUUCCUUUUUGUGGCAAGAAAUCACAUCUUUCUAUCUGCUCAUUUCUUGAACCAUCGAAAGCAAUGCUUGCUAUAAUAGCUUGCAGUCUUGCGCCAAUAUGCCUACAUGCACUGCCUUUAUAGAUUGCUCAGAGGUGAUGUACACAUUUUGUUACUUUUAGCCUGUUUUGUUGAUGUAGACUAAAAGAAGCCUGAAAAUAUACUCAAGAUAUUUGCUAUCAUGCUUUGCUUUGUCAUUUAACAUGGUGUCUGUGUCAAUCUUAUUCCUAUUUCAUGCAACACCUUAAAUCAUUUUGUUGAGAACCUGAAAGAUACUGAGUUUCUAUAAACAAUUGAGCCUGUCUCUGAGAAAACUUAGUGCUAUUAAUAUGUGUUUAGUAUUGUCCCAGUUUAGACUGUGCAGUCCCUACACUUUCUGUCUAGACUGGAUUAUUGUGUUUAGGACUGUCCCAGUUUAGCCUGUGCAGUGCCGACAGGAUAAUCACUUUCUGUCUGGAUUUGAAAAAAUAAAAUGAAAACUUCUGUCAAAUGUAAAAUUCCAUAAAAUCAUGUUGACUGCACAAACUCAUCAGUGACGAUACGUUACACAUUUGCAUUAAGGCCAGUUUUACCAGACACCAGCUCAAAAAAAUGUAAAUAUGGUUGAUAAGAAAUGACAGAUAUACAAGAUUUACAUGGAAUGUUGUACAUCUGAAAGGAAUAAGCUAUGGUGAGUCUUUCGCACCAGUUAAAUUAUUGUGAUGCAUAGCAUUCUCUUUUAUUACUAGUACAUACAUUUGAUGGAUCAAAUUUGGGAUAAUUUUUUAGUUGUAGUGUUUUUGAAUACCCAAAGCAUUUCUUGCGACUUUUUCUCGCCCUGCUCACCAUUUACCAUGACAGUGUGUUAUAAAAGUUCCACUUUAGCUCAUGGUGUUUAUAAAACAGAAAUGUUUCAAUUUGAUGGAGUUUUACAUAAUAUUAUUUUUGUUUAAUUAACGUGUAACUUCAUUUUAAGUUUUACAAGUCUACUUUUGCACACUUAUUGGGAUUAUGAAAAAAAGUGUACUUCAGCUAAGUCUGUUAAGAUUUACCUUGACUUUCUAAGUGUAAGAAUUUAGAAAAUAUAUAACCCUGUAAAAUCUUGAAAACAUGAUGCACAAAAUGCGCAUGGUCACCAUUUUAUGACUGCACAAAUAAAAAGUGACUUUUUUGCCGGUUGAAAGUACAAUGUACGUGUCAUAAAGUCUAUGGCAAGUGUUUGUUAUUGAUAUACAAUUGUGAUAUUGUUGGUACCUAAACUAUUCUAGAGCUUUCAUUCUGUGUUUGUAUCUGUCCAACUUCUGCAUACUUUGGCCUUCGGUUUUCUGUGUUUUAUUUAAAAUAUGUAUAUUUUACUGCAUGAGAACUUAUAUUUUGUGUCCAUGUAUUCCUAAGUGUAACAAUACUAAUACAUUACAUAUCUGUACACGUAUACAGAAAUUGUAUUUAUUUUGCAAACUAAAUGCAUGCAGCUUUGCUUUUGAUUUUAUUCCAAAUAUCUUAUUUUAACAGAAAUGUAGCUAAGAUUUCCCUAAAGUUAUCAAAUUUAUAACAUAUCUUCUUGAAAAAUUGUACAGUUAUCACAUUGACAUCGUUACAGAAAUUGUUUAUGAAUUGAAAAGUAUUACUAUCCUGAUUAUGCAUUACCAGAAACCAUUCCCACAGAAAAGAUAACAUGUUGUUUUUUUCCUAUUAUUUGUUCAUGUGAGUGAUUAAUAUAUCUAUCUUUCGUUAUAAAUCCUCCAGAUUUUACCUGGCAAUUAUUCUGGAACCAUCAGGGUAAGAAAAGUCUCUGCUCUUCUAAAACAUUUAUAUCACCCUUUCCACUUAGAAAUGUAUUUGUACGCGUUUGUAUUCCCUUAUAAAUAUAACUUAAGACAUUUCUUUCUAGAUUCAAGUUUUCAAGGCUUCAUUGCCAACCCUUAGAUAAUAAUGAGCAGCAAACAGCAUAAAACAUGAACAGAGUGCGAGUUACUUGCAUGCUGUUCUUGGUUUAUGCUGUUUGCACAUAGCCAUUUUCACUUUGCUUUAGAGUGGGAAAGGUUUAAAUUAUAUCCAUUAGGAAAUAAAUGUAUAAGAGAUUUCAAACAUGUUUUGUGUUUUAAGCAGACAUGUGUACUUUUUUCAUAGAUUUUCCACUAGUUAGACUAUGUAUUCAACAACUGUGAAUUAUAAAUAUAAACUUAGUUUAAUUCACUCUAAAGUUUUAAGUUUUUGAAUUGUUUGUUCAAUGUGUAGUGUUUAGCAUGUAGUGACGUGAAUUUUGUUGUCUUCAAGGCAUGUUUUAUUUUGUGUGCUGUUGUUUUAUUCAUGUACUGUGAACUGCUGUUACAAAGUAAUAUUAUCUAGUUGUGUGUUGUCAUUUGUAGUGUUAAUAUUGUUAUAAUGCACUAAAUCACGAUGAAUAUAGUAAAGACAAGGAAAUUUAUCGGAUUGUUAAAUUUGAUGGAGUACUAUAGAUACAAUAGAAUUGUAUUAUUGUUUAUUGUUGUAUUGUUUGAAAACAAAUGUACUGGUUUACAUUUUUGGUACUAAAAGAACAACUUAUAGCUUACUAUAUAUUUGAUUGGUUCUUCAAACAUGAAAUGCAAACAACUUCCCUUUUUUGUAGCUAGAUUUGCGCCUAAGAAUAUGUUUAUGUUACUAUUCUAGCCCAUGCUUUUACUUUUGCAUUAGCUUUAAGCAUGUUACGAUAAAGUUGUUAUUAUAUAGUCAAUAUGAGUUUAGUACUUUAAAUGACUUGAGAAACCUAACAUGUGAUGUUUGAAUUCAAAUGCUGAUACAUUUUAUUUCAUUCUUGUGAUGUCUGAAAUAUCUUUGUGACUCAUGUUUAUCACAGUUUACCGCUUGUAUGUCAUGAUUAUGUUUAUACCUUUUAAACAAUUGCUGGGAUCAAUUUACAUGGAUCUCUACUGUCUGUCUGCAAUACUCAUUUCAUGUUGAGGCUUUAUCUGUACAAGCCUCCAUCUGGCAAAACAAGGCUUAAUGCAUGUGCCGAAAGUGUCGUCCCAUAUGGACCAGGACAAGGCUUAAUGCAUGUGCCCAAAGUGUCGUCCCAUAUGGGCCAGGGCAAUUGGCAUAGGCUUAUCAGGCCUGACAUUUUCUGCUUUUAAUGGAAUUUUUUUCAUUUAUUAGAAGUCUCUUUUUAGCAAAAUCCAGUUGAGGCAAAAAGUGUCAUCCCUAAAAAUGACACUUUAUGCACAUGCAUUUAGCUAUUUUUCACUGAGUGAGACUUAUUUACUUUAAGUAUCCUGUACAUUGGUGAACUGAUAACAUAUUUUGCACUAAAGAGGCUAGUUCCCACUUAGUGCUUAAGAGAACUCCUAUGAACAAUUUACUCUGCUAAGUUAAAAGUUCAGGUCCCACAACUACAUACCGGUACUGACAUCGGUUCAAUAUAAUCCUCAAUGUAAUAUAUAUAUACCGGUAAAUAAUGGAAAUGAAGAAAAAUGAGAAAAUGGUUGAGAUAACUUGUUGUAGUCAUUGUAAUAGAUAAGAUAAAAAAAAAUUGAAAGCCAAUUUUUUCUGGUUACAAUAGGCUAAAGUAAAAGCACUAAAUGGCCAGGGAUUUUAGGCAUUUUAGGAAUUUAAAAAAAAUCACCAAAGGAGCAUUAUGGCUUUGGGUCCAGAUAUUCAUUUUUGUAACUAAUGUUACGAUUGUGGAUUCAAUAUCUCAGCCUUAACCUAUAACAUUUAAGCACAUUUUCACAUCAUAAUUGAAUAUGGAAGUGUUAGUCAUCAUUUCUCACAAAUGUUUUCUUAUAAAUUACGUUGUUUAUGUUUUUGUAAUACAAAAUCAGGUUUCUUAUAAGAAAAUGCCAUUUUAUUAAGUUUGUUUUCCUUCCUUGUAAUUCUUAACCAUAUGUGUUCUUGCUAAAGCUUACUGAGAUGUCUCAUUGAACAAGAUAUGUAUAUAAAUUGUGUUUGAGUUAUAAUGUACCACUGACUUAAACUAAAUCCAAGUUUUCAAUUACAUUUUUGAAGUGAAUUACGAUUUUAAUAAAUUAUUUCUAUUUGUUUUUUAUAUUAAUGUAUUAAGACAAUGAACACAUGCAUGUACAUAAUUGAUUUUUUUUUAAGUAAAAAAAGUAUAACCAUUUCUAUUGGGUGAAUUAUUACCUUGUUAAUAGUAUUUAUAUUAGAAACUUGUUAAUUUUAUUCAUAUUAGAAUCACUGACGAAAUCCUAAAUUACAGUUAUAUAAUCCAGUGAUGUUUUUUCUCUUAUAGUUGUUUAACAAAUUAAUGUUUGCCUAUGGUAGAUGUAAAGAAAAGCAAUUCUGCGUGAACAUCUUGUUGAUAUGGGUUUGCUUUAAAGAAGUGGUUUAAGUUUUGUGUACAAAUGUGUAAAAUAGUUAACUUUAUUUUGUUUGAUUUCCUUUCAUCACUAUUAUAUCCAUUUGCUGCUAACUGAUUGCCUUACUUAAAAUUACUUUCAGCAUUUUUUUUUCCAUUAAGCUAUGUUGUAUGUAAGUAAUCGUUUUGGUUUUUGCACUUUAUGCAAUUUUAAGUAUUUUAUUUGCAUGUUUUUUUACCCUUUUUAGCUAGUCAGUUCAUUAUUUUUCAUACCUUAUUUUAGUUCAUUUUACAAGUAUUAUGUUUCUCUGCUAAUAUUUUCCUUUCUAAGGUACCAUGAAGUAAUGAUAAUUAUAAUAAAGAUAAUAUGUGUAAUUAAAUAUAUAAGUGAUUUGUAAGCUGACAAGACAACAUAUUUAACAGAUUUUACAAAACACACCAAUAAGCCUGUUCAAUUUCACGUUUCUAAUGGUCAGACUAGUUUCUAAUGGUCAGACUAUGUUUCUAAUGGUCAGACUAUGAAUAAAAGAUUAAAUUUGAAAUGUGGAA